AUGGCUGUUGCUGAGAUGUGCGACGAGUCUGCACGGGUCAGAAAUGUCCCCGUCGCCCGCAUCAGCAGCCGGGACCUGCCCAACCCCAUCAUUCUCUUGCUGUCAACAACCAGGGAGACCCUGGCACAGGGAGCACCGGAGCCGGAGCCGGAGGCGCUGCUGGACCUGAGCUUCCUGACGGAGGAGGAGUGGCGUGCCAUCGCCGAGGUGCUGCGGCGCGACGCGCAGCUCCGCCGGCGCGAGGAGGGACGCGUCAGCGAGCUCCGCAAGUCGGUCUCGGACCCAGCGCGGCUCAAGAGCCUCACGGGCGACUGGUUCCGCGACGUCCGCGCCCAGCGGCACCACCGGCACCGCCUGGGCUCCGACCUCGUCCGCGCGUCCAUCCGCCGCCGCAGGCGACCGCGGGGGGAGAAGGAGCGCGGCCCCGGCCCCGGGGAGCUGGAGGCCGUCGGCGAGCCCUCGGCGGAGGAGCGGGACGACGAGGAGAGCGCGGCGGAGGCGGAGGCGGAGGCGGAGGCGGAGGCGGAGGCGAGCCCCGCUGAGGAGCUGGCCCUGGCAGCAGCGCAGGCGCAGGUGGGUGCCCAGUGUGACCAAGCACAUGGGAAUGCCUUCGGCAUGUCCAGCACGGAAGAGGAGCCCGACGCGGUGCCCAGCGCCCCCGAAGCCGGGCAGCCGCCGGGGACCCCGCAGGCUGCGCGGGCGCCCCCGGGCCGGGCGUCCCCGCCGAACGGCCCCGCGCCGCCCCGCGACCUGCUGACGGCCAGCUCCUCCGCGUCCAGCCUCAGCUCCUCCACGCUCAGCGGCAGCCUCAUGAGCCUGUACAGCGACGGCGAGCUGGGCAAGGUGGCCGUGCGGGGCCGCGUCCAGUUCGCCCUGCGCUACGAGCCGGCCGCGCGGGAGCUGCACGUCCACGUGGUGCGGUGCCAGGAGCUGGCCGAGGCCAAGAAGCAGCGGUCGGACCCGUACAUCAAGACCUACCUGCUCCCCGACAAGUCGAACCGCAGCAAGCGCAAGACCACGGUGCGCAAGCGGAGCUUGGACCCUGUCUUCAACGAGACCCUCAAGUACAAGCUGGAGAAAACGAACCUGCAGGGCCGGACCCUGAACCUGUCCGUGUGGCACCACGACAGCCUGGGCAGGAACCUCUUCCUGGGCGAGGUGGAGAUCGCGCUGGGCGCCUGGGACUGGGCCAACACGCAGCCAGAGUGGUUCAACCUCCAGCCCCGGACACCCAUCUCCGUGGAUGAGCUCACCAGCCAGGGCAACCUCAACUUGGCGCUGAAGUUCAUCCCCGCCGGCUCCGAAGGCGCGGGGCUGCCGCCCACGGGCGAGCUGCACAUCUGGGUGAAGGAUGCUCAGAGCCUCGUGCCGCUGCGCCACGGCACCGUGGACGCCUUCGUGCAGUGCUACGUGCUGCCCGACGACAGCAAGGCGAGCCGCCAAAAGACGCGGGUGGUGAAGCGGAGCCUCAACCCCCUCUUCAACCACACCAUGGUGUACGACGGCUUCCAGGCCAAGGACCUGGCGGAGGCGUGCGCCGAGUUCACCGUCUGGCACCACGAGGCUUUCUCCAAGCGCCAGCUGGGCGGCAUCCGGCUCAGCCUGGGCACAGGGAGCAGCUACGGGCUGCCCGUGGCCUGGAUGGACUCGACGCCGGAGGAGCGCGGCGUCUGGGGCCGCCUGCUCCAGCAGCCCGGGCGCUGGGUCGAAGCGCUGCUGCCGCUGCGGACCAACCUCGUGCCCCGGGCGUAGCGGGACUGCGGCACCCCGGGGCCGAGCCGAGCCCGGAGCACCGCUGCGGGGGCGCGGGAGAGGGCUGGGGUCUGCGCCCCUCUCCGUCCCUGCCUCCGUCCCGGGCAUUUCUGCUGCAAUGAAGUGGCACCCGAAUGUGCA
Rhea pennata is the source of this 1893-nucleotide messenger RNA. RefSeq names its product synaptotagmin like 1 (gene SYTL1). The transcript is spliced from 15 exons. Gene Ontology annotation, cellular component: plasma membrane; exocytic vesicle. NCBI's taxonomy places the organism in Eukaryota, Metazoa, Chordata, Aves, Rheiformes, Rheidae. Gene Ontology annotation, biological process: exocytosis; intracellular protein transport. The coding region runs from base 1 to 1752 and encodes 583 amino acids. The record is from RefSeq and is a predicted model, not a curated record. Gene Ontology annotation, molecular function: neurexin family protein binding; small GTPase binding.